GAGGCGCUGAGGGGAGAGGCGCAGCCGCCGCCAGCGCUGCGGUGGGGACCCGUUAGAGCGGAAGCGCUACAGCCGCCGCCACCGCCUUUGCUGUCCCGGGGCCUCAGGUGCCCGGCAGGUAGGAGGCGGGAGCCAUGUCGAAGCGGCUCCGGAGCAGCGACGUGUGCGCUGACUGCAGCGUGCCGGAUCCUUCCUGGGCAUCAGUAAAUCGGGGGACUUUUAUAUGUGACGAGUGCUGCAGUGUCCAUCGGAGUCUAGGGCGUCAUAUCUCUCAAGUACGGCACCUUAAACACACGCCGUGGCCUCCAACAUUGCUUCAGAUGGUUGAAACCUUAUAUAAUAAUGGUGCUAAUUCUAUAUGGGAGCAUUCUUUGCUGGACCCCACCUCUAUUAUGAGUGGAAGACGUAAAGCUAAUCCACAGGAUAAAGUACACCCCAAUAAAGCGGAGUUCAUCAGAGCCAAGUACCAGGUGUUAGCAUUCGUCCACCGCCUGCCCUGCCGGGAUGACGACAGUGCCACUGCCAAAGACCUUAGCAAGCAACUCCAUUCAAGCGUGAGAACAGGGAACCUUGAAACCUGUUUGAGGCUGUUAUCUUUAGGAGCACAAGCCAACUUCUUUCACCCCGAAAAAGGAAAUACCCCACUCCAUGUUGCCUCCAAAGCAGGACAGAUUUUGCAGGCAGAAUUAUUGGCAGUGUACGGAGCAGACCCGGGCACACAGGAUUCCAGUGGGAAAACUCCUGUUGAUUACGCACGGCAAGGAGGGCACCAUGAGCUGGCAGAGCGCCUCGUAGAAAUACAGUAUGAGCUGACCGACAGGCUGGCCUUCUAUCUCUGCGGCAGGAAACCAGAUCACAAAAAUGGACAGCACUUUAUAAUACCUCAAAUGGCUGACAGCAGCCUGGAUUUAUCUGAAUUGGCAAAAGCUGCUAAGAAGAAACUUCAGUCUCUAAAUAAUCAUUUGUUUGAAGAACUUGCCAUGGAUGUAUACGAUGAAGUUGACAGGCGAGAGACUGACGCAGUCUGGCUUGCCACGCAAAACCACAGCACCCUGGUGACCGAGACAACUGUCGUCCCCUUCCUUCCGGUCAAUCCCGAGUACUCGUCAACACGGAACCAGGGCAGACAGAAAUUAGCUCGAUUUAACGCCCAUGAGUUUGCCACGCUGGUUAUUGACAUUCUCAGUGAUGCCAAGAGGAGACAGCAAGGCAGUGCUCUCUCUAGUUCAAAAGACAAUGUGGAGCUCAUACUAAAAACAAUCAAUAACCAGCACAGUAUUGAGAAUCAAGAUAAUGACCAGCCAGACUAUGACAGUGUGGCGUCGGAUGAAGACCCGGACCUGGAAGCCACUGCAAGCAAGGCACACAGGCAGAAGAGCCUAGAUUCAGAUUUGUCAGAUGGACCAGUCACUGUGCAGGAGUUUAUGGAGGUCAAAAACGCUCUAGUGGCUUCUGAGGCCAAGAUACAGCAGCUAAUGAAGGUGAAUAACAACUUGAGUGACGAGCUGAGAAUUAUGCAGAAAAAGCUUCAAACACUCCAGAGUGAAAAUUCGAACCUCAGGAAACAGGCUACAACCAAUAUAUAUCAGGUGCAAACUGGUUCUGAGUACACAGACACUUCCAACCACUCUUCCUUAAAGCGACGUCCGUCUGCCCGGGGCAGUAGGCCCAUGUCCAUGUACGAGACGGGAUCAGGUCAGAAACCAUAUCUCCCAAUGGGAGAAGCGAACCACCCAGAAGAGAACAGGACAAGACUCCAGCCUUUCCCCGCACACAUUGGGAGGAGUGCGCUUGUGACCUCCUCUUCGUCUCUGCCUUCCUUCCCCUCCACACUUUCCUGGUCCAGGGACGAAAGCACCCGAAGGGCAUCCAGACUGGAGAAGCAGAACAGCACACCCGAAAGUGACUAUGACAACACUCCCAAUGACAUGGACCCAGAUGACAUGGGCGUCUCCCUUAACGUUCACAGGUCAAGCAGGAAGGGAAGGCAGAGGAGUACGGUGUGGCAAGGUGACGGCUCACUGCCCGACGUAGCAGAGCCCGCCACAGCCCCUAGCCCCCUCCUCCCCAGCACCGAAGACGUCAUCCGGAAAACUGAACAGAUCACCAAAAACAUCCAGGAACUCUUAAGAGCAGCCCAGGAAAAUAAACACGACAGUUACAUUCCCUGCUCGGAGAGGAUACACGUGGCUGUUACAGAAAUGGCAGCAUUAUUCCCCAAAAAACCCAAGUCCGACAUGGUGAGGACCUCCCUCCGCUUACUGACGUCCAGUGCCCACCGACUCCAGUCAGAGUGCAAGAAGGCCCUCCCAGGGGACUCGGGCCCGCCCGAGGACAUCCAGCUGGUCACGCAGCAGGUCAUCCAGUGUGCGUACGACAUCGCCAAGGCCGCCAAACAGCUGGUCACCAUCACCACCAAAGAGAACAACAACUGAGCGGGCGGAGCGCUGGCCUUGCUGUUUUCCAGGGUUUUCAAAGUCCGGUUACCAAUUGAGACAGGGGACUGUUCCGAUUUUUACCAGAAACAAACAUUUAAUGAAAGUUUAAAACUUUUUUAAAAACUCAGUAUUAUUUUUGCAUGUUUUCUAACAAAUUUUCAACUAUUAAUUUAACCCACUUGCCUUACUUUGUGACCAUGAGUUACUGAUCAUAGACAUCCAAAAGCAUAGCUUCAUUGUUGCAAGUUUGUUACAACUUUUCCAGUCCUUAAAACUCCCUGCCUGUGGUCAAAACUGUAAAUGGUAUGUUUUAGUAAAACAUUUUCUUGAGAGAGUUGGGUUAAAAAAAAAAAACAUUAUCUGUUCCCUACCAAGCAUUGUGCAAUAAGUGAAUUUUCCCACCUGUCACAAGACUCUUAAGUUUGGAGUAUCUCCAAGCACGGACAUAGAGACAGGACUAUGCCACUUUCUAAAAAUAGUGUAACCAUCUCUCUUGGAAGGAAAUAGUGAAUUGCCCCAUUUCUUUUACCUGUUCUAUCAGAUGUUCCUUAAUUUUUCUAUCUUGAUCUUCAGUCCGUUUCUAUUUUACUAUCCCUGAGUCUCCGUGGCGUCAGAUAAGCACUCAUCCUCCAUGUCAUGUGUCAUUUGGCCAUGUCCAGGAGGAGCACCGCCAUGCCCCCCCACAUGGGCUGCUUGCCCGGCCUUACCGAGGGAAGCCAGACUUGCACCAUCAGCCCUGCGGGCUGUGGUCCGCUCCAGGCCACUGCGUUCCUCCCUCACUGCCCUGAACCUCGGGAAGAGGGGUGGUCUGCUCCCUGGCCUCGUAUUGUUCCUCUCACCUAAAACUCUGUCACUCCCUUAAGCACAUAAAGCUUUCUCAUGUGACCUGAUUCGCACAGCUUGUCACCUUUAAGGACUUCUUGUAAGGUAAGAUGUAUACAAUCAUCUGAGUUUCUUUCUUUUUCAUGAUGUUGCUGGUACUUAAAAAUUGGACAUCAACUAUCAAGAUGUCCUUAGAGAAUAUGUUCUGGUUGACUACCAGCCACCCCAAGGCUAUGAAAGAAUACAGGUUGAAGUUCUAGAACAUGCUUAGAUUGUUUUGAGUUCAUAAAGAGCUCGCUCUUGUUCGGAAUGCUAACACAUAUUUCCAGUACCUGCUUGUUACAGCUGUUUUGUGUGGGGGCGGCCCAGACCCUGACCGAGACCAGAGGCCAGGCAGUGGUGAGGAAGGUGAAUGGAGCAGGCCUGGCCAGGAGCCGGGGCGGGGGCAGCAGCUCCCUCAGGCUGCCAUGUGCAAGAGUGGGCCUGGGGUUACAAGAGUUUUCUUUCUCAAGAGACUCUAGAAACCUAGAUUUUUUUUUUUUUUUUGCCAUCUCUCUGUUUCUAAGUGUUGGCGACUGAGCUAAACAUCUCCCCAGCACCCAUGGGUGAGCUCUGGUCGCCGGGCUCACAGCCUCUGCCCUGGCGUCCCAUAGCCUGCAGUGUGAGGUCCUGGCUUCCCUGGCCACACCUGGUUCAAUGCCUGAGCCUUACCUGUGAUGUGGCCCCGCUGUCCUGUGUCGAGUUGCUUUCAGUCCUCCUUUUACCCAAGUGUUCUGUCCCAUAGUGCUCAGUCACACACAUGAGGAAGUCAAAAUGAUCAAAGUUGCCUAAAUACAUGCUACAAAUCCUGUCCUUUCACAGAACUGUUUGAUUCAAUCCCUUUAUAGCUUGACCGUAAACUGUCACGAAAGGAGCGCCGUGCUGGCGUUUGGCUUGCUAACACACUGUGCGCGGGUGCUUCUUCCGGGCUUUGCUGCACUGGGGAGCUUUGGGAAAGGGUCCACAUCUCCAGGGGACUCGUCCGCUCGGCCUGUCUGCACAGCCCUAAGUGCCAUGCUCCUGUCGGAGGCCGAGGGGAUGCCUUCCCCGAGGAUGUCUUCUAGCUUAAGUUUAAGCUCCAUCUGAAAACCUCUUCUGUGUGCUGUGCACACUUGGCUGACCCUCGUCUUUCCUGCAAACACCCGCCCUCUUGUGUGCCACACACGUGGGGCCCUCAGCAAAGGCCUGGGCAGCCAUCUGGAAUUGGUACCCGUGGCCUCCUGGGGAGGACAGACCGCUGCAGAAUGAGUCACCCACAGUGGGGGAAGCGGGGUCUUCGCCUGAACUCAAGGACCCGUGCCCCAGAGAAAGUCAAGGACCGUGGGGACCAACAGCGCAGGAACGGCACGGAAUUCGCUGUCCACCCACAGAGCCACCACUCUGGGAAGGAGUUCCUGGGCGGAGCCACUCGUGGGGAUCAGUGGCCUGAGGCUUCCCGCUGCCUGGGCGCCCCCCAUGCACCUUGCCUGGGCCUCGUCUGUGAUCCGGUGUUGGGGUUCUCCGGUCCCCUGGGCAGAUCGCAUCUUGUCUGAACGGUGGUUCGUUCGCCGCUUUUGGAACAUGGGUUCCGUAGCCUUGCACUAGUGUCUGUUAACGUCGUUUUCUUACCCUUUAUUCUCAAUUCCCACCCCCUCCCAAAGCUGGUAGGACAGAGGUGCACUUUACAAAACUGGCCCUUGUUGAAGAGGACACAGCUCCACCCCUAAACUCCUUUAACUGACGUCAUUUGCUGCCUCGGAAUGCAAGUAGUUCUUAUUUGCCAAAGAACAAUUGGCCCCAAAGACCAAGUACAGCAUUUCAUGUCAUUGGAACUGUAAAUGCACAACUCGGGAGCUGUCGUCCGAUUGCUCAAGUGAGGGGAGCUACAGAACCGGGAGUGAGGCCAGCGUGUGACUGUCCACAGCAGCCCUGGACUUUCCACACCUGCCACUUCUUCCUUCCCUUGUCCCAGCUGAAGGUCACCCUCGUUUUUACAGAAGGAAAUGCUGCAUAGGAAAAAUGAAAUGCCUUUUAUUCAGAUGUGUUUUAUCUGUGUCAUCCUUGGUUCUUUCGUUGUUUUUCAUGUUUAUUGUAUACGUUCUAUUCCCGUAAUUAUUGUACAACCCUGUAAGCGUUGUAAAAUUGUUUCAGAAUUUAUGCCUGCUAGUUAUACAAUAAACGGGCUC
Artibeus jamaicensis (Jamaican fruit-eating bat) is the source of this 5464-nucleotide messenger RNA. It is a transcript of the gene GIT2, whose product is annotated as GIT ArfGAP 2. Bases 135 to 2435 code for a protein of 766 amino acids. NCBI's taxonomy places the organism in Eukaryota, Metazoa, Chordata, Mammalia, Chiroptera, Phyllostomidae. The record is from RefSeq and is a predicted model, not a curated record. The transcript is spliced from 20 exons. Gene Ontology annotation, molecular function: protein binding; GTPase activator activity. Gene Ontology annotation, biological process: regulation of ARF protein signal transduction; brain development.